This is a messenger RNA of Pistacia vera, 486 nucleotides long. RefSeq lists its product as uncharacterized. The record is from RefSeq and is a predicted model, not a curated record. The coding region runs from base 1 to 486 and encodes 161 amino acids. NCBI's taxonomy places the organism in Eukaryota, Viridiplantae, Streptophyta, Magnoliopsida, Sapindales, Anacardiaceae. The transcript has a single exon.
AUGAAUAAUCUACUAUUGAAAAUCCUGGAUGAGAAGAACAAGUUAGUUGGCUAUAGUAAUUUCAAUGAUUGGCUGAGGAAACUAACAAUAAUAUUGAAUUCAGAAAAUGCAGCCUACGUUUUAGAAACGCCCAUGCUUGAACCUCCUCCUUCUAAUGCUCCUUCUGAUGAGCAUAAUGAAUAUAAAAAAUGGAAUGAAGAUGAACUUAAAGCUUGCUCUUAUAUGAUGGUAUUGAUUAGUGACAAGCUCCAGAGAAAGAGUGAAGAGAUGAAAGGUGCUAAUGAAAUUUACCUCGCGUUACAAGAGUUGUACUGUGAAAAUUCAAGGAUAAGAAUAUAUGAAUUAAGUUCUACUUUAUUUGGAAUGAAGUUAGAAGAGGGUGUGUCACGAGAAGAGCAUGUCAUGGAAAUGAUUAAUAUUUUGGGGCAAUUACAUGCCAUAAAAAUUGAAAUGCCAGACACCCUUAAGGUGGAUUUAGUUCUUUAA